Messenger RNA from Suillus discolor, 399 nucleotides. RefSeq names its product 60S ribosomal protein L22. Gene Ontology annotation, molecular function: RNA binding; structural constituent of ribosome. Bases 1 to 399 code for a protein of 132 amino acids. The record is from RefSeq and is a predicted model, not a curated record. Gene Ontology annotation, biological process: cytoplasmic translation. The transcript is spliced from 4 exons. Lineage: Eukaryota; Fungi; Basidiomycota; Agaricomycetes; Boletales; Suillaceae. Gene Ontology annotation, cellular component: ribosome.
AUGGUCAGUCCCGGCACCGCUUUGCUGAGUUACCUUCUCACCGCUGGUGGAAAAGCCCCUGCUGUCAAGCACAAAUUCGUGAUCGACUACUCUCGCCCAGCAACGGACGGCGUCUUCGAUGGCGCUGACUUCGAAAAGUUCUUGCACGAUCGUGUAAAGGUCGAGGGCAAGUCUGGUCAGCUCGGUGAAAACGUCAAAAUCGUUCGGGAUGGCAACACCAAAAUUACUGUUACCUCCAACGUCCCUUUCUCAAAACGCUACCUCAAGUAUUUGACAAAGAAAUUCUUGAAGAAAAACACCCUGCGCGACUGGAUCCGGGUGGUCGCAUCAUCCAAGGAUACGUACGAGUUGCGUUUCUACAACAUCGCCCGUGAUGGCGAGGAUGAUGAUGAAGAGUAA